Molecule: messenger RNA, 1491 nt
Organism: Acanthosepion pharaonis
Lineage: Eukaryota; Metazoa; Mollusca; Cephalopoda; Sepiida; Sepiidae
Source: the annotation of a GenBank genome assembly
AUGCUCCGCGUGGUUUCGAUUUGUUUUUACAAUGACUGCCGAGUUCACAGAAAUUUCAGGUUUUGGAUAAUGGAAAAUGAAUCAACUAGUACCUGGGCUUUGUUGAAUAAGUCUGGGGAAAUUGAGAGUAUAGAGUCAGAUCCUGGAUCCAGUUCUGAAAGUUCCAUUGAGUUUAUACAUGAUGAAAUUGUCCACUAUGAAAGAAAUAAUAAUCAACGUUCAAGUCUUCAACCAGAAGUGCAGAAAGACAGUCAAGAUGUAAGUGAAAAUUCAUCGGAGGUUUGGAGCUUUCAUGACUCCAUCUUUGAUGGUGCAACUGUAGCCGAUCAUGGUUCUGCAAUGAAAGAUGAAAAUGGGGAGAGAAGUAGGAGAGACCUCACUCUUGAAAACAUUACAUCUGCCAACAGCAAUGCCUCUGUCUCACCUUAUUCUAAGUCACCUGUCUCCCCUAGCAGUUCUGAUGAUUCAUCUGGAUCAGUUACUUUACUUGAAGGCCGUUUCUCUGAUGGAGAUUCAGAUUUUGAACUCCUUGACCAACACAGCAGCUCAGAUUUGGCCCACCUCCAAUUGGCUACUGGUGCAAACAAUGCUUUACCAGCCAAUCAGCGUCCAAAAAUUAAUUUUAAAUACAAGAAGCAAGCCUUAGGUAAAAGUUUGACUGAGUCUGCAAAUGCUAAUGAUGCUGAUGAUGAGAGCAGCAACAAUGUAGAACAAUGCUCUUCAGCUGAAGAAUCUGAAGUUGCUCUUACUGCACCAGAUGACACAAUUUCUCCAGUUACAAAUCUGGGCAGUCUGGCAUCAUCACCAUCACAUUUACUGGUACCAAGUUUACUUCUCAAGCCACCCAGGAUGUCAAUCACCUUCAUGAUGUUAGCAUCCCUCAUUGUAGGCCUCUUACUUGGUUUCACAACAAAGCAUUCACUUGGUCCUUAUUCUAGUGAGCAGUUAUCUGAAGACAUAGCUGAAAUGCAGCGUAUUAAUGAGAUGCAUUUGCUGAUAGAAGAAAAUGAACAUAUGCGUAAAUAUGUGGAUUCACUUAAAUGGCGUAUGAACAAUUUGCAAAAUUCCAAGAAACAGCAAUUAUCCACUGAAUUGCGACAAGUGAACCAGCUGCUCAAAAAUCGACUUGAUGAACUUGAUCAACAACUGUUGGCUGUACGAAAUGAAAUCUUUGACAAGAAAUCUGGAGUGCAACCACCAGUAGUCUCAAAUUCAAGAAAUGAAGAUCGUCCUACUGAUGUUCCCCAGGAUCUAAAUGAACCUGCUUCAGACAGUGACCCUGAGUCACAAACUGAGAUAAGCAGUUCUGUUGGUGCUGCUUUCCAUGAUGAUAUCAUUCAAAUUCAAUCUUCUCCAGAAGAGAAUGUUGAUAAACAGUUCAGGAAGAAAAAGCAAAGAAAGCAAAAGAAUCGACUUCAUACUGUUCUCUAUUGGACAAAGACUGCAGUGCUCGUAUGGAUUGGCUUAAUCGGGAUGCCAUGUUACUCUUGA